UGGUCCGCUGUACCUGCAGUCAAAAUCCGGGCUUUGGAGCAGAGCCUGGAGCUGGAGCGCGGAGCAGCUCCGGAGUAGUGGAGCUGCAGGUUUUUGCCUGGAGCUGGAGCGGAGCCGGAGCACAGCUCCAAAGCCCCGGUAGCCAUGGGACAUGUUUUGUGACCUCUCCUCUGUUCAUGUCCCACUUGUGUGCCCCUGCAGGCCUGACUCUGAAGCCACCCGGAGCCCACCCUGUUGCUCCCACCAGAACUGUGUGUCUGAGACAGCAGGAGUUGAGAGAGUGCUAAACCCCAAACACAUGCAUUUGGGGGCAGGGCUAAACAACCAUGGCCUGCUGUCUGCUCUCCCAGAUGGUCUUGCCUGUUUGUGAACUCACUCUACUGCAGGAACCGGGGUGUCCCAUGCUGUGCCUGACUGUUUUCCUGAGCUGCAGUCCAUUUUGGAUCAGACUGAAUCACCUCCAUGAAUUGCCCUAUUCCUGGAUACUUAAUCUGUUUUCUCCUAUUUGCUGUUCUCUACAUAGUUUCCUAUUUUGUAAUCACAAGAUACAAAAGGAAAGCAGAUGAGCAGGAGGAUGAAGAUGCCAUUGUCAACAGAAUUUCGCUGUUUUUGAGUACCUUCACUCUUGCAGUUUCAGCUGGUGCCGUCCUGCUUCUACCUUUUUCAAUAAUCAGCAAUGAGAUCCUGCUUUCUUUUCCACAAAACUACUAUAUUCAGUGGUUAAAUGGCUCUCUAAUUCAUGGUUUGUGGAAUCUUGCUUCCCUUUUUUCCAAUCUUUGUUUAUUUGUGUUGAUGCCCUUUGCCUUCUUCUUUCUGGAAUCAGAAGGAUUUGCUGGCUUAAAAAAGGGGAUCAGAGCACGUAUUUUGGAAACACUUGUUAUGCUUAUUCUUCUUGGGCUGCUUAUCCUUGGAAUAGUGUGGGUGGCUUCAGCUCUCAUUGACAAUGAUGCUACCAGUAUGGAAUCUUUGUAUGAUCUUUGGGAAUUCUACCUCCCUUAUUUAUAUUCCUGUAUAUCGUUGAUGGGAUGUUUAUUACUUCUCUUAUGCACGCCAGUGGGGCUUUCACGAAUGUUUACAGUGAUGGGUCAGUUGCUGGUGAAGCCAACAAUCCUUGAAGACCUGGAUGAACAGAUGUACAUCAUCACCUUAGAGGAAGAAGCAAUCCAGAGGAGGCUAAAUGGUGUGUCUUCUACUAUGGAGUACAAUACAGUGGAGCUGAGACAGGAACUUGAAAAUGUGAAGAGCAUGAAAACAAAAUUAGAGCGGCGGAAAAAAGCUUCUGCGUGGGAGAGGAAUUUAGUGUAUCCAGCUGUUAUGAUACUGCUGCUCAUUGAGACGUCCAUCUCAGUCCUCUUAGUUGCCUGCAACAUUCUUUGCCUGUUGAUUGAUGAGACUGCAAUGCCAAAGGGAUCAGGGGGGCCUGGAAUAGGAAGUGCCUCCCUAUCCACUUUUGGUUUUGUGGGAGCAGCACUUGAAAUCAUUUUGAUUUUCUAUCUUAUGGUAUCCUCUGUCGUCGGCUUCUAUAGUCUUCGCUUUUUUGGAAAUUUCACUCCCAGAAAGGAUGACACAACUAUGACAAAGAUAAUUGGAAACUGUGUGUCAAUCUUAGUGCUCAGCUCUGCUUUGCCAGUGAUGUCGAGAACACUGGUGUUCAAAAAUGUAAUUUUAACAGGAAUUACCAGAUUUGAUCUGCUUGGAGACUUUGGAAGGUUUAACUGGCUGGGAAAUUUCUACAUUGUGUUAUCUUACAAUUUGCUGUUUGCUAUCAUGACAACUCUAUGUCUGGUCAGAAAGUUCACCUCUGCUGUGCGAGAAGAGCUCUUCAAAGCAUUAGGUUUAGAUAAACUUCAUCUGUCGAACAAUGCAAGAGACUCUGAGACAACAAAGCCUUCUGCAAAUGGGCAUCAGAAAACACUGUGAGAAGCAAUCAUCUUCAAUCAAUAGAGCUGAAAACUUCAACCUCAUGACAUUCCUGUCAUCUUCAUCAAAAUAUCUUUGUAUUAAUUUCAUUUGUUAAUUUUGGGUCCAACCUUCUCUCACUUUUCACACUGUGUAUUUCUGAGAAACCAAGCUACUUCCGAUUCUACAAUUUCUGAUUUGUUUUGGUCCAUUUUGUAUACUCCCCAGUCAGUUUAUGCAGGAGGUGCCUUGAAGACUGGAAGCUGAGAAAAAUAAUGAAUUCCUGUUUGGACAGAGUCUCAUAUUUCUAGAUAUGAUGCCCUACUACCAUGUUAAGUGCACAAUACCUUCUCUGUGAUAUAAAUAUAAUGCUGGUGAACAACUCUGAGACUUGGAAAUAAAGGGUACAUUUGAAGCCCAAUAUAAUCCUAAUUAAGUAUGGUUAGGUGUAUAUAACAGCAAGUCACACUUCUUUUCUACUAAGAAUUCAUUAAAAAAUUGAAGUUAUUUGGAGAGAUCACUGUUACUUCCAUACAGGAUUCACUAGGCUGUAUGUAACGUUUGGCAUCAUGAAGCACUCUUACAGACCCAGUAUUGUAGGCUUUUUAUUCUUAGUUUUCAAUGACAGAAGGUAAUUUUCUUCAGUGGUAAUCAGAAGCUGUCUCAUCAAGACUAAUGAACCACAAGAUAAAUUCUAACGUACUUCACUGUUAAAUCUGAGCCCAGUAUGCUUUGUAGAAAGCUACGCAGGCCUUUUAUUGUUCUAAUUCAUACAGUACUAUCACUUACAGAAAGUGUUACUCCAUAGAGGUCAGUUGCCCUUCAAAAUAUACACACAUCAAAUUCUGUUAAGUGUGUGUGUGUGUGUGUGUGCGUGUGCGUGUGCGUGCAUGCAUAUCAACACAAGUAGGACAGAUUUUGUCUAGUAGCUGCAGUUGCACAGUUUCCUUAAAGGUUUUGUCAGUUAAAUCCUGAUGAUGAUGAUGCAGUAUAUUGUAGCUCAGUUGUGCAAGCCACUGUCUUUCACUAAUCUCUGUUUUUCACUAAUCUCUUCAGUCUUUAGUUUCUCUCAUAUAUAUGUGUGUAUAUACACACACACACACACAGAGGAAUGUUUGUUUAUAGCUCAGUGCAAGCCAUUAUUUUUCACUAAUCUCUUCAAGUCUUUAGUUUCUCCUAUAUGUUAUAUAGUACUAUCUAUCUGUAUAGAUAGUACUAUAUAGUGUGUGUGUGUGUGUGUGUGUAGUAUAUUAUAGUAUCCUAUAUAUGUUGAAUACUAAGCUUACAGAAAUGAUGCAGUCAGUUGGGUCAGCAAAACCUAUAGUUCAGUCUUUCUUAUGAGUAUGAAGCUUUCUGCAAUGUAACAUGAUUUAGCUGCUCUGAACUCUUAGACCCAGAAUGGCACUGAUGAAGAGAAAUUCAAUAUUUUCUUUAGCAUUGCUGUAGAAUCAGAAGUCCUGCAAGUAGUGUGUGACAAGCACAGGUCGCUGUUAAAAUGUGUGUACUUUUGCCUGUUGUCUAACGCUGCUGCACUAACACUUGACUUGAAAAGAGGAAGUAUAAAGACAUUAAUGAGGACUAUUGCCUGUAUAUGUGUGUUCUGUAGACAGAUCAUGCAAGGUUACCAAAACAUUUUUUGGUAAGUUUAAUGUUUCUUGUUUCAUAUUUAUGUAAAACUGAAAUAUGUCCACUUGAGGUCUGAGCCCUUUCACUCAAUCAAACCAUGAUAAUGGGCUAAUAUCCAGUAAGAUUCUGAAACAAGUUAGUCUCUUCUGAUGUCAGGUAUCUCUCAUCUGUUCUCUUCCUGAGUAAUGUCUGAGUUCUGGACUUACGCUUUAUGAAAUCUGAGUGAGAUGGGAGUUUAGUGGAGUGCUUCACAAGCAAACCGCAAGCAACAGCCACAAAAAUAAUGGUUUCCUGAAGUGGUCUUUUUGAAUGGAAAUUGGGCAUAAUAUAAAUACUACUGCAAUAAUUUCUGAGCUAUAUCUACUGUUUAUUAAGCUGGGUUUGGGUAUGUUGUACCAUGUCUGAGAGAGUAAAAUUGCUAGUUUUCAUUGAGACUUACAAGCAUCUUUUUCUGUUGCUUACAUUUAUUGUUGAGUUUUUGGACAGCAGAAAUUAUUUUUCUCUCCAUUGAGGCAAAGUUCCAACCAAGAACAGAUAACACCUAAAUUACUUUAAAAAAGAAAAAAAAGAAUAUGGAUUCACAUUAUAAACAUUAGAAGAUUUAUAAGUAAAGGCAUUGAUUCCUUGUAUCUGUUGAGAGUGUAUGGGCUUAUGCACUAGAAGUGUAAAGGUUGCUAAUAUAAUUAUUCACUAUUUAUCUUUGGAAAUGAUAAUAUGACUAUAAUUGUACCAUAUCCCCACUGGAGUGUGGUAAACUGUGACAUAUGAUAGGGUUAGUUAAUUUUAUAACAUGUAUUCCAGCUUUCUGUUACAUUGUGACUUUAAGGUAAGUUGCCUCAGUAAGAUUUUUUGAUCAGAUCCCCUGAUGAGAUUGUCUGCAUAAAGAUCAAAAAGAAAAAUUUCUACUCAAGUUCUGGAUGAUAUCUGCCUUAAUUUUGAUCUUCACCUUUCUCUCAGUAGAGAGUCCACAUCAGAAACUGAUUUUUUUUUGAGGGGGGGUAUGUGUUCUGUCAAUAAUCCAAGAAAAAAAAAAGUCAAACUAUUCACCACGCUUAUAUACGAUUCCCCAAAAUGGAUUGUGUUUAGCGAGUGAGUUGUCUGGAGGCAAGCUCCAUUAGAUAGGUUCACAAAUGGUAAGAAUACAAGUUAUAGUAUGUAGGCAAAAAAAGAAGACUUGCAGUGUUUUCCCCCUUGUCUUAGUAUUUUUCCCUCCCAAAACAAACACUGCAGUAUACUGAUUGCACUCCUUUUAUUGGGUUGUGCUUUGAAUCUUAGAGUCACAGAUAUGUAUUAGUUAAAAAGAGUACUUGGAUAAAGACACUGUUUACUGGAAAGAAGGCAAAAGUUUAGGUUAAGUGUGGUUCUUACAGUGGAUUAAUCUUCAAAGAAAAUCCAACCUUUCUGUAGCUGCUGACAGUGUCUUAAUGUCUACUUUUUGUAUUGUGACACUGUCUACAUUAAAUGUCCUGAAACUGACAUUCUAUAUGCAAACUUUUUACAGAUACAGUGCUACUUUCAAACAUAAAUAUAACACCUUGGUCGUGUAUUCACAGAAGCAAUGGAGAAGUCAUUAAUGGAUAUUGACAGUGCACUUCCAGUGUUUUGUCUCAUGUAGUCAGGUGGUCUGUAACCUCUUGGUGACAUCAACAUCUGCCUCAUUUUUUAUGAGGCUAAAGCACAGAGAUGCUCCUAUCUGAUAAACAAGAUACACUUUUGGUCUGUGAAUUAAGUGUCUUAAGUUAGGCACCUCUUGGCUUUCUCCUGUGUUGGUAGCACAAUAUUCAAUGCACAAUGGCAGAAUUGUUGUAAUAUGGUGGGAUUUUUAAGUAUAAGCACAUCUUCAGUAUUUACCUUUUAAGGUAAAAAUUAAACUGGUAUGAUGUUACUUUAGAAGUAACGAUUUUUGGAUUCAUAGGAAACUUUGUUUACAGAUUGUAAUGGUGUUUGUUGUUGGCCCUGUUUCUCCAAUAUCUUUUACACAGUUGACUGUUUUAGUGUACUAGAAAUUAAAGAAUUUAACAAGAAAUUAUUUUGUGUUUUGGUUCAGAAGUACCAUAUUAAAGCUUUAAAAAUAUCACCAACCACAGGAGCUGUGGGAAUAUUAAUCCUCCAUGCUCCCGAAGCCUCUUGUAAUCAUAUACAGCUUAGAGUGUCUCCUGUGUGCUUCAUGCUGUACAAACCAGAGAAGAGGUGGUCCCUGCCCUGAAGAGUCUACAGUCUAAAUUAGACCCGGGUAAGGCAGUCCUUAUUUACUGAAUAUACAUCACAGCACACAUGAGAAACGGAGAGAAGGUCAAGUUUUCGAGAUGAAUUUUUAUAUCAAAUAUGUGAUUGGAUGAGUCUCUGCCAAUGUUCACAUACAUUAGGUUGAUGUCUUCCCUAUGGUAUUGUGGGGGACCUAGAAUAAACCAUUUAGUCAUAAAAUAUAACCCUAGCCCUUCCUGUUCCAAAAGAAACAUAAGGAUUUAAGACCACUUGCUCUCAGUCUGUACUAUUUUUUCCUUGAAUAUCAUAAGUAUAACAUGAUACCCUUUAGCCCAAAUUGUCAAGAGUUUUGCAGAAAGCAAUGGAUGUAUCUGUUCUAGGCAAUUCAGUCUUGUUGCUAUUGUGUUCUAAAUAGCCAUCUUAUUGCAAAGUAUUAAGCACAAAGAGUAUCACUGAAUCUUUUCUUGUAUCUUACACAUGCUCAGAUGAAACUAGAGCGUGCUGUUUUUAAAACCUACAGUAAAUCGUGUCAUUCAUAUCAAGUAAUUUUACGUGCAUAAUUAGGACCAAUACGGUUUAUUUAAAUAAAUAAAUAAACAAAUAUACUUCAUCUUGUUUGGAAAAACGAAUUAGAUACUUUUAACACUGUGAUCCCUGGCUUUUUCAAAUGUCAAAAUAAGGUCUUAUAGUCAUUGAUAAUGUUGUGAGGGAUAUUCUUGUCAAAAAAGCCAGCAUUUACAGAUACUAAAAUAAAUGUGGCAUUAGCCUUAGAGUAGCAUAUAAAUCAGACUAUCUCUGGUAUUGAAUAAGUGUGCAAAUAUACUGAUUAAAUGUGCCACUGGCAGAAAAGUGCUUUUUUCAGGCGCUGAUGUUCUCUUUGUAGAUGAAUAUUAACCGAGUUACUUCAAGCUCUGCUUUAAGUGCAUCACAUUCAGCAAGGACGCACAGAGUAAACAGCUGAUGUCCACGGUGUUCUGAUGCUGGCUCCAGAGCCCUGGAAUAUAUCGGCUUUCAGCAAAUUAUGAGAAACCCUCACCACAUCCAUGUCUGCCCCUUUUUUUUUCUUAAACAAAUCUCCAACUCCAGCAUAUAGGAAGUUGUGGAACUACCUUUGUGUCAGUCUUUGGCUUGUCCUUCUCCCCUGCCACACAACUCCAGACUUUGGCUUGUCCUUCUCCCCUGCCACACAGCUCCAGACUUUGACUUUGGCUUGACUGAAGCUGAGGACUGUACACCCUGCAGUUACUAACGGCUAUCUAGAGGUUUUGAACUGUGGUCCAUGAGGAGCUGGCUUGUCCCAUGGUGCUGGCUAGUCACUUCCAGCUGCUGCCCUUCAUUAAAAGACUACAAAUAUUUUAAAUAUUUUCCUACUAUACUCUUCCAUGUGAGCAACUGCAGCAUUUGCCUCUGGGAUGUCGUAUGAUUAUGAAUGGGAGAGAUGUGGUUUGUGUAGUAGUAAACAAGAGGGCACAUUGUCCAUGAGACGAUCUCUUACAUAUUCCACAUUAUGAUUAAAAUUUGAGGUCCCUGAUAUACUUGUAGGAAAGAGUAUCCUGUGGCAAUACUAUCCUGUGGGGAGGUGGACUGGUACUGAGCCUGACCUUUUUGUAGGGCACCUAGCUACAAAAUAGUUGUAAACACUUUUGCAGGGUUUUGGUACCUUCUGCAUUACCAGUGAUGACAAUGUGAAUGGUCUUUUUACCUCUUCCUGGCUGACCUCCAAAACAGAGUUUUCAUGUAACAGAAGCCCACAUUUCCAUUAGGUACAUGGAACUUAUGAAUCAGAUGAUACUUUCUUCUGGAUUGGGCCCUGCAUUCUUAAAACUUAACAUUUUGACUCCCUUUUCCUUUUCAUGUACUUAAGUAUUUCCUGUCAUUCAGUGGCUUCAAACUGUCAUCAAUAUGUAUUUCAAACAUAAGAUUUUUCACCUUUGCCUGGAUAGACAAGAUGGGAAAUAAGAGAACGAGUGAAUCUAAACAGAACUCGGAUGUAUGCUGUAUAAUGGUACUAAUUAGCAAGGGCAUAGUUUGGAGGGGGGAAUGGGGAGCAUUGCUCCCCUCCCCCAAACUGCAAGUCCCAGGCAGGUGUGGAAUUCCCCCCCAUAUACACACGAGGCCCCAUUGGCCUGACUGGAGCUGCUCCUCCAAAUAUAGAAAUCAAAUUACACCUGUGCUAAUUAGCAGGCAGUCUAAACGUGAAAUCCAUUGUUUUCUAGAACACUUUCCAAUCCUACUAAAGACUCUCUUGCUGUACUUUCUUUUACAGAUAAGUCUUCAGCUUUUAUUUUUGAUUAAAUAGUACAUGUCAACCUAUGGCCCUUAACUUAUAAUAAACAGGUGUUUAAGUUAAAUGGAAUUGCAGAAAAUGUCACAAAAUAACCAUCUACGUAUGGUUGCAAGGCAUUUUACAGGAGAACAGUGGCUUUGGUUUCAAUUACAGUAAUCUAUGAAUUGUAAGAAUAGCUGCAUGUUUUAGUAACAAAGUUGUUUUUUUAAUUAAAAAUAGGAAAGGUGAAAUAGGAUCUUAAAUUCUGUACAGCCUUUGCUUGCCUAAUUCAUUGUUCAUUUAUGGACUUUUCCUAAUAGCCACUUUAUUAGCCACUUUGAUUAAUAAUUCAGAUUUAUAUUUGUUCUCUUUAAAUUUGAGACCAAAAAUGUCUUUGAUUGUUUCAACUAUACUACAGGUUGAUUCCAGCUGGGCAAAAUGGCUGAAGGGUAAUAAAAGAAAAAUCCUUUAAGAAAUGUAUUAUCAGUAAAUGCUGAUGAUCUCAGCCCAACAUAUUUGGACCAGAGCAAUCUAAAAGUUGUAUCUGAUCAAAAUUGAAACUUUGUUAUGAGACCUCAAUUUUUGAAAACGAUUCAGAUGUCUACAGAGAAGUUUGUAAAAUCUGUAUCUAUAUAAAAUGUCUUUAAAUAACACAUAAUUAUGCUGUAUUUCUAGAUAUUUCUACCAAUCAUCUCAACAUGCUGCUCUUCUAUUUCUUUCAUUAAAUAUAAUUUGUACACAAUAACUUUUUAAAGGUAAUUAUAAGGUUUCCUUCAUGAUUAGGACUCUAGCCUGCAUACCCCGUGCUCUCAUCACUUCCAUUUGCUUCAAGGAAUGAAAGCUCUGGACAUCAGCUUUGAUUGUACUUAAUACCCAUCUGCUCCCCCAGUAGUCCCUAUGAGGUUUCUUAGCAUAAGUAUUUAUACUAUGGAAAUACCAGUACUGUUUGGUCAUUCAGUUGUCACCACAGAAUUCCAUUAAAAUAAAGACUGGUCACUUAAUAUGCCCCUUUUUAAUGAAUAUGCCUCACCUCACUGGAGAUAAAAAAUGAAUCUGUUGGUGCAUCAAUAUAUAGCAGCUCUUUACAGUUGUGAUUACCAAGCCAAACGUACUAUGGCACCAAGAAAUGAAGGGUUUUAUUCUGUACUUUGUUGUUGUUGUGUUCCCUUAAUUACCCAUUAGAAGCCAAAAAGUGAGUGAUGCUGCGUGUGUGUGUCAUUUGGCCUUUGUCUAUAUUGGAGAAAAUUUAGAAAACAUGCAAACUAACACAUUUCAGACAGCAUGAGGUUAAACAUGACAUUGCUUUUAGUGUGGAUAAGAUGGCCGUGCUAAAAAGCUUAUGGGCAAAAUUCUGUUUAACAGUAUGCUAAUUGAAACAUGUUUUCUAACACUAAUGCAUUUCCCCAGUUUAGAAAAGCUACACAAAAUCUUCCGGUUUCAAGUACAAUUAAAAAGUUGUGAACAAAAAAUUCAACCAUUUCCCAGUUUUUAAAGGUAACCUUAAAAUAUUUUGUCUUAUUUGGUUCCAAUUGGUAUAGAAAUUUAGAAAAUGAAGAUAUGUUAGGAUUGUGGAUUUAAAAUUGUAGCCUGUGACCAAUACAGCAAUAGAUAUACACAAACUAAAAAUACAGUGUGUUUAGGUUCCUCUAUCUAUAUGCAAUAAUGAUUUGGAGCCUAAUCCUGCAUUCCCAACUCAGGCAAAACACGCGUUGACCUCAAUGGGCUUGUCUAUGCUAAGCUUUUUUAAAAAGCAAAAACCCAGUUGCACUACCAUGAGUGGGAGGAUACCCAAGGCUCAGACUGCCACCAGCAUUCUUAUAACUUUGUUGUCUAGACAUGUUCUGAGGAGGGUUAGAUGACAUGGUCAUAUAAAUACCACCUUUUCUGCAUUAGAGACCAUAUAUACGCACUGAUGGUAGUGCAAUGGCAGAUUCAGCUAGUACAGGUUCAGCUAAUUAGUGGGCAUUUUUCCUCAUGCAGGUUCAGCUCUUUCAUUCCAAUAUUACCAAUUUAGGUCUGUCUUUGCAGAAAUUUAGUUAACUAAAAACUUUUGUAUGUGGGCAUUCUCGUAUCUUGAAAGCAAAAUAUGGCUGAAAAAUGUUUUUAGCACUAAAGUAAUUGUUACCAAUCUGUAGCAGACGCAUCCUCCCCACCCAAUCCUUGAGGUAAAUUUAAUUUAGGUCAUCUGAAAACGUGUGCUUUAUAAAAUUUUCAAUUGUGGUUACCUUGCAGUGUUACAAAACUAUAUGAAAACUGCCUUUUUAGAUGGUUUGAAUUUCACAAUGCAGUAGUGAAAAGGAGAAGAUUUGGUAUCUUUUUGCUUUAUUUGAAAUGUCACAAUUUGUGUGUUUUUAGCAAGAUUUUUUUAAACUCUGUUUUCAAUAAAGUCAAACUGUGAUUGAUUUACAAUGUGCUUUUUUUUGUCAACAUUUGUAUUAAAAAUAAACAAUGGACUUUUGAGUCUUUGUAA
This is a messenger RNA of Chrysemys picta bellii (western painted turtle), 10466 nucleotides long. The record is from RefSeq and is a predicted model, not a curated record. Lineage: Eukaryota; Metazoa; Chordata; Testudines; Emydidae.